Molecule: messenger RNA, 2362 nt
Organism: Rana temporaria (common frog)
Lineage: Eukaryota; Metazoa; Chordata; Amphibia; Anura; Ranidae
Gene: PGPEP1
Product: pyroglutamyl-peptidase I
Exons: 5
Coding region: 178-795 (205 amino acids)
Biological process (GO): proteolysis
Cellular component (GO): cytosol
Molecular function (GO): pyroglutamyl-peptidase activity
Source: RefSeq, a predicted model, not a curated record
CUCAGAACGCAGACGGAGGGUGGGGUCACGUGACAGAUUAGAUGCUUUCUGCUUGCAGCUGACAGCCCCGGAACGCAGAGUGGACGGGUCACAUCACGUGACGGGGAAAUGCUUGCUUCUCUCAGCUGAGAGCCUCAGGUGCUGCCCAAUGCUCGGACCGGAAGUCCUUUCAGCGGCAUGGAGAAGCCGAAGAAGCGAGUCGUUGUCACAGGGUUUGGUCCUUUUGGCGAGCAUGCUGUUAAUGCAAGUUGGGUGGCUGUACAGGAACUUGAGAAGAUUGGUUUAGGAGAUGAUGUUGAUUUGCAUGUGUAUGAAGUUCCAGUUGAAUAUCAGACUGUGCAAAGGUUAAUCCCAGAUUUAUGGAUGACCUACAACCCUGAGCUCAUUGUUCACGUCGGAGUUUCUGGUAUGGCUACAAUGGUGACACUAGAGAAAUGUGGUCACAACAAGGGAUACCAUGGCCUGGAUGUUCGCCAGUUUUGUCCAGCUACAGAGUGUUGUGUGGAUGGAGGCCCAGAAUGCUUACACUCUGUUAUAGACAUAGAUUCUGUUUGCAAGAAAGCAACAGAAGUCGGAAUGGAUGUCCAGUUUACAGUGUCUACUGAUGCGGGCAGAUACCUGUGUGACUUCACCUACUAUACCUCUCUGUACAAGAGUCGGGGCAAAUCUGUGUUCAUCCAUGUGCCUCCUCUAGAAAAGCCGUAUACAGCUUCACAACUGGGCCGUGCUUUACAGACCGUUUUAAAUAUUAUGCUGGAACAAUCAGAAGAAAUCGCUUGCCAUCAAAACCACUGACAAGAAAAGUUUGUAUGUGGAAAAUUUAGUUGACUUGCUAAAGAGGAAAAAAAACAUGAAAAUUAUGUACUUUUAUAACACUGAAAAUGUUUUGGUUUAAAGGAUUUGUGUCCUCUUUGCAAUAUUUUUAAAUCGUAUUUCCAACCACUGCCAAAAAGAACCAAUUACCUUGUGCUAUCUAAAGGGGAAGAUGCAAAUUAAGAGAAUUUUCAAUGCAAAUAUGGUGCAAUUUACUAAAUCGGGUGUUUUUCAUUAAACUACUUUUUGUACAGCUUUUUAACACCUAGAUAGAGGGGGGAAAAAAUACACAUCUGGGAAAAUUUUAGUAUAUGUGAGCUUUCAGUGCCUUGGGAUUUGAAACUAGACAAAAAAUGAUCACUUGACUAGUUCUGAAAUUCCUAAAGGCAGAUGAUCACCUUUUUUUUGGUGGGUGGGUGUGUCAUUGUCACUGUAACGUAAUUAGUGUUUUUUUUCUUUUUUUUUUCUUUUUCAUAUUCUAGAUAUAAUUUCCUGUUUAAUGCACAUAGAACAAAACAACAAAAGCCUUGCAGGUUAAAAAUUUUAAAGCCAAAAGGGAUCAUGACUUGCGCAUGUAAGAAUUUUGUAAAGAAUAUUGUUAUGGAAUAGUUUAUUGCUGUCAUUUCUUUUUUUUUAUUUUUUUUUUUUCAAAUAUCAAUUUUAUUGAAAGUUUUCAAAAGAGAAGGGGGGUUUACAAAAAAGUUACAGUACAACUGUGAUCAAAUUCGACAGGUCAACAGAUAUCGAGGUCCAUGAUAGAAGCCUCGCAUUCAGCCUCCUGAGAGGGCAACAUACCAUAUGUCAAACCAAAGAAAAGGACAUGGUAGUUCAUCAUAUAACUCAUACUGUUUGGCCCGGAAAAGCAAUUUUUACCACUUGUACAGAUAUACCCCAUAUUAUAAUCGUCGGUGGUCCCAGCCGGAUCACCGAUUACUUUGUGAUCAAAACAAAACUGGAGAGAGAGAUCGGCCUCAAAUCGACUGGCAGCAGUGACCCCAGUUGAAAGGAUAGGGGUGAAACAGACAGGAAGUUGGAAAGAGAGAAAUGGAAAAAAAGAGAAAAAGAAAGCAAGACAAACAAAAAGGGAGGGGGGGGGGGGGUUGGGCACUUGUUAAACACGAGCGUUAUUGCUGUCAUUUCUAGGCCCUUCUACCUGCCUCUGAUUACUAGAGGACUUGUAAAUGUUUUACGCAUAACUCUACUAGCACAAUGUAGUUUUGCUGCAUAAUGAUUUCUGACACAGUUAAUUUUUAUUUUUUCUGUGGGUAUGGAUGUUCCCUCUAGACUGUGCAGCCAGAAGGCCUUAACUGGUUGCAAAAUAGACUGAGGCUGGCAGUUUUCACACAGAUACUGGACUAAAAUCAUGGACACUAACUUGAAUAUAUUUUAAUAUGAUCAUCAAGUUCUAGGUUCAAUGGAUUUUUGUGGACUUUGGUUGUAAAAGUAACCUGGCAUUGUUCAGAAUGAUUCAUUGCCAAGACAUUACCAAAAUAAAAUGUAAGUGCCAUUUCUGCAAAUUUUAUUUUAAGUAUUAAAAUUCCAUAUCUGA